CGGGGAGCGAUACGAACUGUUCGUCCGUCACGGCGCAACAAUGGCCGCCCCCGUGGUUACGUGCACAUGCAGAACCUGCUCGAAGGCUCGCGUAACACUCGAGAGAAUCUUCAACGUCCUAGACACGUACGGCUGGUUGCUAGACUCGUACGUCGUGAACAACGAAAUCGACCUCGAAAUCCGGCGAAUCGCAUUGCAGGAUUUCUUCCAAGAGCGACUGUGGGAGAAAUUGCCGAGCAGCUGGAGGAGCACGCUGCAAACCGUGUCGCCCGACGAAUUCGGCGAGUGGUUAGCUGGCGACAUCUCGUGCUCACGCGCAUGGCCAUUGUCACUGCUCGCGCUUCGACAAGUUGCGAGGGAUUUACAACUAAACAGAGAUCAUCGAAAUGACGAGAGCGGCUGGCGAUGCGACGGAGGGAAAAAGUUCGAGUGCGGCUCGGAAAAUUCUGUCCUGGAAAAUAAAAAUAAGGGAUUAAGCGAUACACCUGCAGCUUUGAGCAAGCACAACAAUCUCUUUCUGAAACACGUUAAAAUAAAGAAACGACACGAGAUACAGCAAAUAGCGCGGAUAUGCGCGGACUGUGCGCGAGAGUCCAAUGCCAAGUGCAUUGUAGAUGUUGGAGCAGGCGUGGGUCAUUUAGCCCGAUCCUUAGCGUUUAAAUACGGCCUAAACGUAACGUGUAUUGAACAAGACGCAUUACUGUCACAACAAGCCAGGAAAUGGGAUAACGAAUUGUUAAUGACUUUGUCUAAACAUUUGCCUGACUUGCCAGUAAAUACGCCGCAACACGUAUCGAUCAAGCUGGAAAAUAUCAACUCUGAUCGGUCAGCGACGAUCAGGGACAUACGAAGAAUUUUCUCCCAUAACUUUAAUUCGGGUGAGAAGAAAUCGAGGUUUGGCAUUGUCGGCCUGCAUCCGUGUGGAGAUCUCGCGGCCACGCUACUGAAACUUUACGCGUCUCAGAGCGAGGCAAGAUUUAUUUGCAUCGUGGGGUGCUGUUACAUGAAGCUGACAUUGGAAAGUCCGGCGAAUAUUACAAAUGGAUAUCCACUCAGUAAAUAUCUGUCGUCAUUUGGAAAACGCAAAUUAUCCUAUACAGCGUUGGAAGUGGCGUGCCAUGCUAUCGAGAGCUACCGCGACAAGCUGAAGACUGGGAACUACGAGGAUCUAAUGGUGCACGCUUACAGAGCCGCUCUAGAAACCAUUUUGAUAAAACGAAACAGCCAGCUACGUCACACUCAAGUGAGGAACGUUAAAGUGACGAGACCCGUUACGUUUGAACAAUACUGCACGGCCGCGACCGCGGACUUCGAGCCGAAUCUCCGGCCUGAAGAUUCAGACUUUCAAAAUCCGCAGAUAAAAUCGUAUCUGAAUCAGUGGCGGCAGAUUGUGAUAUUCGGAGCGUUGCGCACAAUGCUGGCACCGUUGGUGGAAACCGUAGUGUUGUUGGACAGGUUCCUGUAUUUAUCCGAAAAUGAUUUAUUUCCUGUAUUGAAGCCUAUUUUCGACCCCAGAUUGUCUCCUCGAAAUUUUUUAUUGUUUUCUAUGAAAAAUGUCAAACAAUCGCCCUGCUGAUUAUGUCUGUAUCUUUUUAUACCUCUUACUAAAAUAAAACU
Molecule: messenger RNA, 1617 nt
Organism: Temnothorax curvispinosus
Lineage: Eukaryota; Metazoa; Arthropoda; Insecta; Hymenoptera; Formicidae
Product: protein RRNAD1-like
Exons: 8
Coding region: 41-1576 (511 amino acids)
Source: RefSeq, a predicted model, not a curated record